UCGGCUGCAGGCUGGUGCCCGGAGUGCAGCCAGGCUGGGCUGGAACACACUCUGUGGCUGCCUUGUCUCCGGACUUUAAAUAUUCAUGCCUCUGGUUUCCUGCUAGCUGGUGCCGGCGGGAGCUGGGCUGGUGCAGCAGGCUGGGGAGUGCUGGCAGGGUGCCGGGCGCUGGACUGGACAAUGGGCUCUGGGCAGCACGGCUUCAGGAUCUCCUGCCAGGUGGAGGAGCAGCAGCCUGGGCUCAGCCUGUGGCUCCGGCUGCCUCGCCCACCGGGCUGCUGAGCACACGGCCCCCUCGGGUGCAGCCAGUGGCCUCGCCUGCUUCCUCUUUGCAGCUGAGCUGGGAUCGGGCAGGGGCCAGGGGUUGCUCUCCAGCUGGCUGCACCGGCGUGUCCCUCCCUGUCCUGUCCUCGCCAUGCUGCUUGUUGUUGACUGGCUGUAACGAGGUGGGAGCCCGCUGGCUGGUCAGACCCAGGGAGCGCUGGUGCACCCAGGGCUGUGUGUCGCGGGGAGAUGAGCUUUGACUGUGAACAGACGCUGCUGCUCCCUCCUGCCUGCUCCUGGUGACACUCACCCAGCGUCCCUUUGGCUGGCUGGGGGCUCAGUGCCGGGAUCGCUGGGGCCGGCUCUCCUAGCGGUCAUGCUGUGCUGGAGAGGGGCUGGCGCGGGAGCUGGCCUAGCCCCGUGUUUCUGGAGUUCCUGCUCUGCAGGGUGCUGGCUGCCCUAGGCUCCUUGCCUUUCCGGGGGGCUGCCACCUCACUCUCUGCUCCGGAGCCCCUCCAGCAUGGAUCUGCUGCAGAAGAGUAAAUACAGCCACCUCCGGAACGAGUCGGUCUCCUCCCUGGAGGAGGCAGUGGCCGGCGCGGGGUCCCCAGUGGAGUCCCUCGUCGCCACGCAGUCCCUGCCUGGCUCCCUGUCGUCGUCCUCCCUCAGCCCCAUGCUGCCCAUCGGGGAGCUCUCGUCGGAGACCGAGGACAGCCCCACCACCCUGUGCUCCUUCUUCCCCAAAAUGGCCAACCUGAAGCUCUCCUACCCCGCCAACCUGCUCAGCCUGCGGGGCUUCUCGGCUGUCGGCAUGAAGGAGGCGGGGAGCCUCGAGGAGCCGGGUGCGGUGCUGGCUACGGCGGGUGCCUCCAGCCCCGAUUCAGCGGGGCCUGUUGCUGUCUGUCCCCAGGAUAUGAACAAGCUGAGCUGUGGGAAGAAGACGCGGGUGGAAGGCGGCCAGCUGGGGGGCGACGAAUGGACCCGCCACGGCAGCUUCGUCAAUAAGCCCACCCGCGGCUGGCUGCACCCCGACGACAAGGUCAUGGGCCCCGGUGUCUCCUACCUCGUCAGGUACAUGGGCUGCGUGGAAGUUCUCCAGUCCAUGCGGGCGCUGGAUUUCAACACCAGGACUCAGGUAACCAGGGAGGCGAUCAGCCUGGUGUGCGAGGCAGUGCCUGGUGCCAAGGGAGCCGUCCGGAGGAGGAAGCCCUGCGGCCGCUCGCUGAACUCCAUCCUGGGCAAGAGCAACCUCAAGUUCGCCGGCAUGCCCAUCACCCUCACCAUCUCCACCAGCAGCCUCAACCUCAUGGCGUCCGACUGCAAACAGAUCAUCGCCAACCAUCACAUGCAGUCCAUCUCCUUCGCCUCCGGGGGAGACCCGGACACUGCAGAGUACGUUGCCUACGUUGCCAAAGACCCCGUCAAUCAGAGAGCCUGCCAUAUCCUGGAGUGCCCCGAGGGCCUGGCGCAGGACGUGAUCAGCACCAUUGGGCAGGCCUUCGAGCUGCGCUUCAAGCAGUACUUGAAAAACCCCCCCAAGCUCGUCACUCCCCAUGACAGAAUGGCCGGGUUUGACGGCUCGGCCUGGGACGAGGAGGAGGAAGAGCCAUCGGACCACCAGUACUACAACGACUUCCCCGGCAAAGAGCCGCCCCUGGGGGGCGUGGUGGACAUGCGGCUUCGUGACGGCGCCAGUGUGGCACAGACGCCCAAUCACCUGGGGGCAACGCUGCCUGUGGGCCAGAUGUCCAGCACAGAGCACGACCCCCGGAAGCAGCACCCGCCUGCCCAAGGAAGGGAUAAAUACGCCCCCGGCGCUGGCCCAGCCAUCCGCACCGACCUGUUUGAUGACCCGUCCUACGUCAACGUGCAGAACCUGGACAGGUCGCGCCAGGCCUCUGCUGCCAGCAUCCCGGGCACGGCCAAUGGCAGUGCCCAGCGAGACCUCUUCGACAUGAAGCCCUUCGAGGACGCCCUGCGGGUCCCGCCCGCGGUGCCGGUGGGGCUGCCGCCGGCCCAGCUCCUGGCCUCCAUGGAGGAGCAGCUGCGGCGGGAGCCCUGGUACCACGGGAAGAUGAGCCGCAAGGAGGCGGAGAAGCUGCUGAAGGUGAACGGGGACUUCCUGGUGCGGGAGAGCACCACCACACCGGGCCAGUACGUGCUGACCGGGCUGCAGGGCGGGCAGCCCAAGCACCUGCUGCUGGUCGACCCCGAGGGAGUGGUGCGGACGAAGGAUCAUCGCUUUGAGAGCGUCAGUCACCUGAUCAGCUACCACAUGGACAAUCACCUGCCCAUCAUCUCGGCCGGCAGCGAGCUGUGCCUGCAGCAGCCUGUGGAGAGGAGACUGUGAGGCGUGGGGGGCCUCGGGGAGCCCCCCUCCCGCCCUGCCCACCCUGGCCUUCUCAUCCCCUGUCUGCCAGCAGGGCUCUUGGACUGGUUCAGCCGCUGCUUGCCCAGGAGGCCCUGGGGCUCCCCGUCUCUCCGCCAUGAGCUCAGACUCCCUGGGCUCACAGCAGCCCCUCCGGAGACAGAGCAGAGGUGGAGGUGGCCAGAGGAGCCAGGGCUGGGUACUGGGCAGAGGGAGGGGGCCUGUUUCUGCAUCCAGGGAGCUGCACCAGCCACGGCUCCACCUCCGCUAGCACCAAACUCCAGCCUGGGCGGCUGUGGGCACUGCUCCGAAGGCCAAUUGCAACCACAUGCCCUCACCUCGUGUUCAUCCCCCCCCUUGGGAGGGAGCCUGCCCUGACCUCUGAGUGCCUGCUGAGCCUCUGUGAGGAAGGUGAGGGUCAAUCCUAUUGGCUCAGAGGCCUGCCUGUCUGGAGGUUGCAGAGCACUCCUGGCCCCCGCCCUCCCCUGAGAGGCAGCUCACCCCCAGCAGGGAAGGGCUGGAUUCUCAUCUGCCAUUCCCCUGCAAUCCCAUGGGUGGCACCACCUGUGUGACCCCUUUGGGAGAGCCACUGCACCACAGAGCAGCACCAUGGCUCCUGCUGCACAGGGUGAGAACAAGGGAGACUUUCCCCAGAGGGCGGGAGUGGAGGGCCCCCUGCCCUGCCCUCCCCAGGUGAACCCAGCCCUCUGCUCCGCGAAGCACAAGGCUGGGCCGGCCGCACACCGAAUGUACCCGAUCACUUUACGUAUUAACUCUGUGCCUUGACCCUCCGCAGGUCCCAGAUACUUAUGCAAAGCAGUCGGCCCUGGGGCGGGCUAGGGAGAGCAGUCAGCCCACCCUAGCUGCUGGGGCAGUGCUGGGAGCACAGCCACUGUCCUCACACAAGGCUCCACCGGCUCCCAGAGGCCGCAGCCAGCGGUCCCGUCCCAGCGUCCUGCUGGCUGGAAGCAGGGCUCAGGUGGCCCCUUCUGCAGCAGGCUGCUCACAGUCCCACUCCUUGUCCUGGACGCAGCUCCUAGUCUGUGUCCAGGGAGCGGCACGGAUGGAAAUUAGAUGGGGUAAAUGGGGUUCUCCAUAGGAGAGCAAGAGCCCCUUGGCCCCUGUCCUUGCGGGGGGGACAGGGGGACAUAGUGCUGUACGCUACAUCCUGCUGCCCCUUGGGCAGGGUGUGACACAGCCAGUUCCCUGUACCCCAGCUCGGCCCGGGCCAACCACGCAGCCAAAGGAAGCACGUAGCACCCAGAAGGGGGAACCAGAGCUCCCCACAUCAGGGGACAAGUGGGUUCCUGAGGUCCCAGGGGGACAGGACAGCUGGCCUGAGCUCUGCUGUUUCUCCCCAGCCAGCGCUAAGCAGCAUCCGCCGGGAGCAGCCUCCUGGGCUUCCCAGGCUCUGCUGCAGUGGCAGGUGAGCCGUCUCCCUGCAGGGCAUGGAGCCUGCCCCCCCCCCCGCCCGGUCUGCACGGAGUGUGGGGAUCCCAGUGUUGCAUGCACAUUGUUAUACUCUGAAGCCAAAGUGUAACCCUCCCCCUCCCGCCUCCUGCUGCCCUCAGAGGAGUCAGCCUGGGCUCAGAGGGGGGGAGGGUUUUGCUUUCUCUCCUCCCCUUUCUCUCUUUCUCCUUUAUAUGGGUUUGAUUUGUUACCAGGUCUUGAUUAUACCAAAGGAAUCGGAUGGCUAUUAUUAAAGUUAGUAUUUCUUUAA
Messenger RNA from Mauremys reevesii (Reeves's turtle), 4352 nucleotides. RefSeq names its product SHC adaptor protein 1 (gene SHC1). Gene Ontology annotation, cellular component: plasma membrane. The coding region runs from base 785 to 2614 and encodes 609 amino acids. NCBI's taxonomy places the organism in Eukaryota, Metazoa, Chordata, Testudines, Geoemydidae. The transcript is spliced from 12 exons. Gene Ontology annotation, biological process: cell surface receptor protein tyrosine kinase signaling pathway; intracellular signal transduction. Gene Ontology annotation, molecular function: receptor tyrosine kinase binding. The record is from RefSeq and is a predicted model, not a curated record.